CUCCAAAUCGAAAGCGCACCGUCAGUGUGAAGCGGUCUACUACCUAGUGAUAGGUAGCAGCUCUACCAGAUACACAACGUCCUUCAUCCCCCGCCCUCUUUCUUUCUCUCUCUUCUCUUUUCCCUCUCCCAUUGAGAGUGGCAUAUAGAAGUCGUGAUUCUGGACCACCGAGAUUUGGCCUCACCACGUCGUCACCAUGUCGAAACCUCAGAGUGUCAACGGUAGCGAGUCCGAGUUCGAGUUCAUCGAGACUCCCAAGGCCCCGACGCCCACAUUUGAGAAAGUUGAAGAGUGUGGUGUGAAGACUACGUCGUACCCAGCAAUCAAAAAUGCCCCCCUUCCAGCCGAUUCCGCCGGCUCAGACACUUUUUCGAAUACGCUGCUAUUUUCCUUGCUAAUUGGAGUUCCGGUAUGGUUCUCCUGGAAGGUCGGAGGCGGGCUGAAGACGUCGAUUUUCUUUGGCGUCCUUCUCUUCAUUCCCAUUCUAGGCUCGUUCUGGUUGACCGUCUCAGCCAUCAGUCCCAGAAAGAACGAGAAAGCCAAGUACCCUGGCAGAUCUGUGGAGCACUACCUCACCUUCAAAAAGCCCUCUGAUCAGGCCAAAUACCAUGGGAAAAACAAAAUUCCCAUUGAAACUUUCUAUGAAAUGUACUUCGAUGGAGAUGUUGAGUUCAAUGGCGAUGUUCUUGAAGUCUUAGAGUAUCGACACGACUGGGCAAGCUUCCGUUUUACCAUUAGUCUUUGCAAAUAUUUUGUCUUUGGCAUGAUUCCCGAGGUUAUCAUGCACUCUCGAGGCCAAGAUGAGGAGCAAGUCCGUGGUCACUAUGAUCGUGGCGACGACUUCUACGGUUGGUUCCUGGGACCUCGGAUGAUCUACACUUCUGGGGUUAUUGGCGACAUCAAUACCGAGGAGUCCCUUGAGCAGCUCCAGGAUAACAAAUUGGCCAUCGUCUGCGAAAAGAUCGAACUAAAGAAAGGUGACACGCUUCUCGAUCUUGGCUGUGGUUGGGGCACUCUUGCUCGAUUCGCCAGCGUCAAUUACGGUGCGCACGCCACCGGCAUUACGCUCGGUCGAAACCAGACGGCUUGGGGCAACAAGGCUCUCCGUGACGUUGGUGUCCGUGAAGAACAAAGCAAGGUCCUCUGUAUGGACUACCGAGAUACUCCCGUCCCCGAGGGUGGAUAUAAAAAGAUAACUUGUCUAGAGAUGGCUGAGCAUGUAGGUGUUCGCAAGCUUGGUGCCUUUUUCAAACAAGUUCACGACAUGCUCGAUGACGACGGUAUCUUCUUCCUUCAAAUUGCUGGUCUGCGCAAAUCUUGGCAAUACGAAGAUCUGAUCUGGGGCUUGUUUAUGAAUAAAUAUGUCUUCCCUGGCGCCGAUGCAUCUACUCCCGUUGGUUUCGUUAUUGAUAAGCUCGAAGGCGCUGGAUUUGAGGUUAAGAGUCUCGACACGAUUGGUGUACACUACUCGGCAACCCUGUGGCGCUGGUAUCGCAACUGGAUGGGCAACCGCGACAAAGUUGAGGCGAAGUACGGAAAGCGCUGGUUCCGCAUUUGGGAAUAUUUCCUGGCCUCUGCCACCAUUGCAUCCCGUCAAGGCAGUGCCACCUGUUGGCAAAUCGUGCUAGUUAAGAACAUCAACUCAACUCACCGUAUUGAGGGAGUUCCGACGCAAUACGGCCUCAAAGGAGCCUUCGAUGCCGCUGCAAAAAAGGUUGACUUUAAGGCGUGGGCUGCCAAAAACGCAGACCUGUUCCCAACCUCUGCUGCUCAGUAAGCCAGUUACUCGAGUUGGGAAUCAGGUUAGUGGAUAUUCUAUACGAACCUGUUUGACCUAAAUCCUUGAUCUCUAUUUAUACCACUUAUCAACUCUUGAACGAGUUUCUCGUGGUAAAAUUGAGCCUCGUC
Molecule: messenger RNA, 1908 nt
Organism: Xylaria bambusicola
Lineage: Eukaryota; Fungi; Ascomycota; Sordariomycetes; Xylariales; Xylariaceae
Product: S-adenosyl-L-methionine-dependent methyltransferase
Exons: 4
Coding region: 197-1777 (526 amino acids)
Biological process (GO): cellular response to biotic stimulus
Source: RefSeq, a predicted model, not a curated record